Molecule: messenger RNA, 4115 nt
Organism: Cimex lectularius (bed bug)
Lineage: Eukaryota; Metazoa; Arthropoda; Insecta; Hemiptera; Cimicidae
Product: biorientation of chromosomes in cell division protein 1-like 1
Exons: 9
Coding region: 219-3611 (1130 amino acids)
Source: RefSeq, a predicted model, not a curated record
UUACCAACUAAUAUCUAUUGCCUUUCUGACUUGUGUAACCUGACAUUGGCAGAAGGCUAAGGCGUCCUCCGUACUCGACUGGUCCCGGGUCUUCAGAGAAUCCGGUGUCAGCGGCAGUUAUCAGUUGGCUUUCAGAGAAGUGACGACCUUAUUCGUUGGAAAGGAUACGCGAAUUGGGCGUCGAUCCGUUUUCAGCAGUUGGUCUUCCUACUUCGACAAUGGCAUUCGACAGCUUCCAGCAUCAGGCCCAGUUUCCGGCCGUGGAUCACGUCGACAACGAGCUUGUCGACAAAAUAGUCAACAAGCUCAAAUCUCAGGGGAUCUUCGAUCAGUUCAGAAAGGACUGCCUAGCCGACGUCGAUACCAAGCCUGCUUAUCAACAUUUGCAACAGCGUGUUAAUGGCAGUGUAUCUGGUUUUCUGAAAAAGAACCAAUGGAAGCAGGACUUAAAUAAGACCCAGCUUCGUGAAUCAUUGAGGCACCAUGUUCAACAAGGAUUUCUUCAAGCAGGAGUCGAUCGGAUUGUCGAUCAAGUUGUAAAUUCCAAAAUCUAUUCAGUUUUUAUGCCAAAGGUCGAGGAUAUGGUAUACGAGACACUUGGCAUUGAAAAACCAAAACGGCCAGAAAGGGUUAAACCAAUAGGCACUUCAUUGGCUCCAAAAGUCGAAUCGCCAGUUAAUACACCACAAAAGGAAAAACCCGCCGAAACCACCCCUACUGAGCAACAGCCAAAGUCCUCUCAAUCACCGAUGAGUUUGCUUCCGAAAGGUUUGGAUCCUAUUUCACCUCCUAGUGACAUAGAAGAUGUAGAUCGGGAUGAUUCAAACACAAUUGACGAGACACCUUUUCUUCUCGCUUCAUUAAAACAGAAAGAAGCCGCGCCUCCACAGCAUUCUGAGGUGAGCAAUGGUUCUAAACUAUCUGGAAUUUCUGAGUUGUCGAGCCAUGGAAGCAGAAUAGAGAUUAGUUCGACGACAAACAGUAUCGUUCCUAAAACCCCUACUAAAAGCACCUCUAAUCAAAAACUGGACAACUUCUCUAAUUUAUCAGAGAAGUUAAAGCAGUUCGAUCCUCUCAAUAAAACCAUCAAAAAUACACUUUCAGAUUCCAAAAAAGCUAAUGACAGUAGAUGCUCUGAGGAAGAAGUGUCAUCAACUUCUGCAACUCUGCCAGUAGAAAGUGAAAGUAAUGGUUACAAUCGGGAUGACUCGAAUGCUGAACUUGAACGUCAGCUUAUGUCUGAAGACUCCAAAAGCUCUUUAACUGAUUUCAAGAAGUUCAAAUCUCAUAAGGCAGAUCUGAAAUCUGACAAUGCAAAUAAAACUGAAGAAGAUUCCAGCGUUAAUGAUUCUAAUUUGGAAAGUAAAAAGUCUCGAUCAGAGAAGAGCAAAAAAUCUGAUAGUUCGAAAGACAAAGAUCUUAAAAAGAAGAGUGAUAGAAAAGAAAGUUCUUCGUCUAAAGAAAAAGACAAGAAAAGAACCGAAAGAAAAGAUUCUGAAAAAAAAGAUUCAUCUAAAUCCUCCCGCCACAGCAGUUCUAAAAGUCACGAUUCUAAACGAAGUGAUGAUUCAAAACACAGAAGUGACAAAAAAGACGAAAAAAGUUCUUCGUCUCGUGAUAAAUCAAAGGACGAUAAAUACAGGUUAAAAGACGAUAAACACAAAUCUGAGAAAAAGCCCGAGUCAGAGAAGAAAGAUCACAAAAAGGAAGAUGACAAAGAGAGUAAGGAGAAAAGAGAAAGCGAUAAAACAAAAAGUAGUAAGGAUUCUAAAAAAAGUGAACGUCACCACAAAAGUAGCACGAGUGACAAAGACAAAGCUAAGCAUAAAACAUCUGAUAAAAAAUCUGACGAGAAACAUAAAGAGGAAGACAACAAAAAAGAUAAAGACGAUGACAGAAAAAAAAGAGAAGAAGAAAAGAAAAAAGAUAAAUCAAAGAAAGAAGAUGCAAAGGAUAAAAACAAAGAAAAAGAAAAAUUAUCUAGAAAAAGAAAAGGAGAAAGGUGUUCCGAGGUAAAAUCAAAAGAAUCCAGACGGUCAUCUGAUAGAGAUAAUAGUGGUUCUGGCCAUAGCAGUAAGAAACCUUCUUCUCACUCAAGCCAUAAGAGUUCUAGCGAAAAAACAUCAUCGUCAAAACAUAAAGAGCAUGGUCAAAAUGGAAAUGGUCCUCAGGAUGCAGAUGAAGGACUGAGCGAAGUGGAUCUCAUCUUGAUGAAAAUCAAUUCCUCAAUAGAAGAGGAAGAAAUUGCAAUGGCUCCUUUGAAAAAGACCAAAUUUGCAAAAAAUGCCCACGAAGUUAAGAAAAUCAUUAAUGCAAAGAGACACUUAGAAAGGCAGAAAAGAAAUUCUUUGCUAGACAGCACACCUAAUGAGGAGUCACCCAUCGACAACAAAGAAAAUCUGCAAGAUCAUAUCGCUCACCAAAAUAUAAAAGAAAAAGAGGAAACUCAACGAAAUGAAAUAAAACUUUUUGUUCCUGAAAAUGAAAUUAAAUCGGAGGAUACGGUUGAUAAGAACAUACAAGAUCUUUGUGCUUUCAAACCAGAACAGGAACAGGAAGAUAUACAAACUGUAGAAACGGAGUUCCUGACUGAAGACAAUGUACCUGAACAAAAUCGAAAAGAAGAUUGUACAGAAAAUGAAUCAGAGCUAACAGAUAAUCAGACUCAGAAUACUGUGUGUAAUGAAACAAAUGAUUAUUCAGACAUAAAAGCCUGCAUUCCAGAAGAAUCACAAAAAGAAGAAGAAACAAAUGAUCUUAAUGUUUCUACUUCUGUUACUGAGGCAGCUAAGAGUCCCGAAGUUGAAAAGACAAAAUCAGUUUUGAUAAGCGAUAAUGAAAUGGAUGGUUCUUCAUGCAACAUAGCAAAUAAUUCUGAAAGUGAAAAUCAGCCUUCAUUCCUGGGAUUUGAUUCUGAAUGCAUUGCUGUAGCAAAACAACAAUUAGUCAUUUUAAACAAUUUAAUAGAGAAAAUGCGAUCGUUAGAAACUCAGGCUCUGUCAAGUGAUGAUGAACUUGACAAUAAUCUCAACAACCUAAGAUCUUCCAGGCUGAGGAAAAGAAAAAGCUGCGAUGCAACUCAUAAAGUACAAAGAAAUAUCAGGAAAAGCGUAAAAGGGAACAAUGGCUGUGUAUCUUUAAGAACCUCUGAUGAUAAUGACUGUCCUGAAAAUUGCAUCUCACCAAGAUCAAAGAGCCCAGACAAUUCUCCAACCAAGCCAUUAUCUUAUUCUUUGACGGAAGCUAUGUUGAACAACUUGCUAAAAGAGUCCAACAUAAGUACAUUUCAAAAUCGGGAAGAUGACGAAGAAGAUGUCAUACCUAGCAAGACGGUUGUUAAAUCUACAAGAAAUGUUAAAAGCACAAAAAUCGACAAGACUGAGAAAAAAGAGAAAUGUACCCCUGAUGGGAAAACCCUCAGCCCAGCACUCCAUGACAAACGACGGAAGCCGAAGAGGUCAUCAGCAAGGUCUUCGGCCCAAAGGUAUGAUAGUACUGAUUUGUACAAACCAAGGGCCGUGGCUGCUCAGAGCUCGAGGAGGUUGAGAGCGCUGAAUGAUUCUAUUGACAAAUCUGAAGGGUCGUCCUUAGAGAAGAAAAGGCUCCGGUGAGGUUUGGCUUAGAGCACAGUUGUGCUGGGGGGGAUGACAAACCAAAGAGAUGCGAAAAUCCUGUAUGCUCAAUGUAAUCGUUUCCAUUGUAAAAUGUACGGAAUUAGAUAUAAGCAUUUUCUAUAACAGUGUCUUUCCUUAACCAGAUAUAUUUAUUUUUUAUAAUUGUAUAUUAUACCACUAGAAUAGAUUUUUCUACUUAGGUAUGUUACCUUUAAAGACAAAAUUUGCAUAUUUAAGGCUUUUGAACAAUGAAUUUUGUGUCUUUUUUUUAUAACAAACUACUUUCUAUGUUUCUCAAUGUAACAAGAAAUGCCUGCUGUUUGUUUACGGACAUCUUAUGUUCUAUGACUAGCAUUUGAAAAAACACCAAUACAAAUAUUUCAACAGUAUUAAGGCAGUAAAUAUGAAUAAAUAAGAAUAUUGUUUGUGUUAAUGAUAUAAUGAGAAUAUAACUUAUUUACUCAGUUGUGUUACCAUAAAUACAUAAAUUUUAUUCUGCCA